CGGUCCCCCACCACUUGUCACUUUGACAGCCGUGAAUGUCAAAUGCAAAAGAAAACAGAUGAUUAUUCCUCAAACAACAUAGUUCGUAUUAUUUAUUUAUUAUUUCUCCAAUAAAAUGGACCCCGCCUUACUAAAAGAAAGAGAAUUAUUCAAAAAACGUGCACUUACAACUCCUACUGUAGAAAGAAAAAAGACUGAUUCAAGACCAGAACCAACUCGCGAUGAUAGCAAAAGGUUUAAGUCUUCUAGUAGUAGCACCCCUAAACUUGAUAUCAACACAUACAAAACAGCAACAGGAAGUUCGCAAUAUCGAUUCGGUGUUCUCGCUAAAAUCGUGAAACAUAUGAGGAAGAGACACCAAGAAGGUGAAACAUAUCCACUCACAUUAGAGGAAAUUUUAGACGAAACUAAUCAAUUAGACGUAGGGAAUAAAGUCAAGCAAUGGCUGCAAACCGAAGCGUUAGUCGAUAAUCCUAAAAUUGAGGUCACUCCUGACGGAAAAUUUUUAUUCAAAGCUCCAUAUAAACUUAAAGACAGGAAAAGCUUACUGAAACUAUUGAAACAACAAGAUUUGAAAGGGUUAGGCGGUGUGUUGUUAGACGACGUGCAAGAGUCGUUACCACACUGCGAAAAGGCUUUGAAGAUUCUCCAAAACCAAAACGAGAUCAUUUUUAUAACUCGACCAAUAGACAAGAAAAAAGUUCUCUUUUACAACGAUAGGACCGCCACUUUGCCUAUUGAUGAAGAGUUUCAAAAACUUUGGCGUUCUGUGGCCGUGGACGCUAUGGACGAUGCAAAAAUAGACGAAUAUUUAGAGAAACAGGGAAUUAGAUCAAUGCAGGAUCAUGGGCCUAAGAAGCCAAUCGCUCCAAAGAGGCACAAAACGAGCCAGCGCAAGAAAACGUUCAAGAAACCACGAGAUAAUGAACAUUUGGCCGAUGUUCUUGAAACCUACUCAGAUAACACACUUACUCAGAAGAAUUCUGUAUAAUUUAGUCAAAUAAAUUUAUAUGUUAAAUA
Tribolium castaneum (red flour beetle) is the source of this 1020-nucleotide messenger RNA. RefSeq names its product Transcription factor IIEbeta (gene TfIIEbeta). Gene Ontology annotation, cellular component: transcription factor TFIIE complex. Gene Ontology annotation, molecular function: TFIIH-class transcription factor complex binding. The coding region runs from base 116 to 991 and encodes 291 amino acids. The transcript is spliced from 5 exons. The record is from RefSeq and is a predicted model, not a curated record. Gene Ontology annotation, biological process: transcription initiation at RNA polymerase II promoter. Lineage: Eukaryota; Metazoa; Arthropoda; Insecta; Coleoptera; Tenebrionidae.